UUCAAUAAACGAUCGUAAAUAUAUUAAUACAUAUUUAAGACUCUUUAAAAACAUAAAGAGAAACAUUUUAACGUUAAAACCAUACACACAGAGUGAAAUUAACAUCUCUAAAACUCGCUCACAAUUCUAGGAAGAUAACUGCCUUUACUCGUCUAUUUUCAGCAGCACUUUAGCCCCUGAGCGCUUUUAUAGUUCACCUGUCAUCACAGGAGACGUCGCCCAAACCUUUACUACAAGCUUGAGACGCCCCGCUUUCCGUCGUCCCGCCCUGCCUCGCCGCAAGGAUUCCUGGGAGGAGUAGUCCCCAGUCUGGCAGCUCUGCCGGCAGCAGCGACGCGCGCCGGGCCGCGGAACUACAAAGGGUGGUGCACAGGUCGCAAGGCUCUUCCGCCUCGCCUUUCCCUCCCCGCCGGCGCGCCCGCCCCAGCUAUCAUGGCGGCUCCCUUGGCCCUGGUGCUGGUAGUGGCCGUGACCGUGCGGGCUGCCUUGUUCCGCUCCAGUUUGGCCGAGUUCAUCUCCGAGCGGGUGGAGGUGGUGUCCCCACUGAGCUCUUGGAAGAGAGUGGUUGAAGGCCUCUCACUGUUGGACUUGGGAGUGUCUCCGUAUUCUGGAGCAGUAUUUCAUGAGACUCCAUUAAUAAUAUACCUCUUUCAUUUCCUGAUUGACUAUGCUGAAUUGGUAUUUAUGAUAACUGAUGCACUCACUGCCAUUGCCCUAUAUUUUGCAAUCCAAGACUUCAAUAAAGUUGUGUUUAAAAAGCAGAAACUCCUCCUAGAACUAGACCAGUAUGCCCCAGAUGUGGCUGAACUCAUCCGCACCCCUAUGGAAAUGCGCUACAUCCCUCUGAAAGUGGCCCUGUUCUAUCUUUUAAAUCCCUACACCGUCUUGUCUUGUGUUGCCAAGUCUACCUGCGCCAUCAACAACACCCUCAUUGCUUUCUUCAUUUUGACCACGAUAAAAGGUAGUGCCUUCCUCAGUGCUAUUUUUCUUGCCUUAGCAACAUACCAGUCUCUGUACCCGCUCACCUUGUUUGUCCCAGGACUCCUUUAUCUCCUCCAGAGGCAGUACAUACCCGUGAAAGUGAAGAGCAAAGCCUUCUGGGUCUUCUCUUGGGAGUAUGCCAUGAUGUACGUGGGAAGCCUAGUGGUAAUCAUUUGCCUCUCCUUCUUCCUUCUCAGCUCCUGGGAUUUCAUCCCUGCAGUCUACGGCUUCAUGGAGCACCCUGUCUUCUUCAUGUUCAUCCAGAUUGCCGUCAUCUCCAUCUUCAAGUCCUACCCGACAGUGGGGGACGUUGCCCUCUACAUGGCCUUCUUCCCCGUGUGGAAUCAUCUCUACAGAUUUUUGCGAAACAUCUUUGUCCUUGCCUGUAUCAUUAUCGUCUGCUCCCUGCUCUUCCCUGUCCUGUGGCACCUCUGGAUUUACGCAGGAAGCGCCAACUCCAAUUUCUUUUAUGCCAUCACACUGACCUUCAACGUUGGGCAGAUCCUGCUCAUCUCCGAUUACUUCUAUGCCUUCCUGCGGCGAGAGUACUACCUCACUCAUGGUCUCUACCUGACCGCCAAGGACGGCACCGAGGCCAUGCUUGUGCUGAAGUAGGCCUGGCUGGGCACAGGGCUGUACGGACUUCAUGGGGUGGGAAGGCCAGGAGCUGGGCCAAGCCCUCUAGCCAGAGUCGCCAGCAGACAAGUCCUCAGACAGAUGAGGUUCAAGUCCAGGGUCACAAAUCUUGGCACCAAAGGGGAGCCAAGGCUGGUAGCAAGGUCUGUGGGGCCUCGGUUGCCAGGAGCACCUCCACUUGGACUCCCCCGCCCCCACUUUGUCUCUGCACACCAAGGAGCCCCCUCCCAGGCAGGAAAAGGGAAGAAGGGUGAGCACGGUUUGUUAGGUUGUGGGUACUUAAAAAUAUUAAUAAAUUUUUUUGUUAUGAAGAUGUCUACCCUGGACCCACCCUGUACUCCGGGAAAGGGGCUUGGCCCCUAAUACUGCAUUGGUACACUACCCAAGGGUGUGGAUUUCCAGCAUGAACCCUAAGUCCACAGAACACAAGUCCGUGCACUGGUGAGCCAAGAAUAGCGUGAGACAGCUCCACCAGGAGUCCUCCCCACCCCUCCCAAGCAGCUGGAGGCAAAGGGCCAGGCAGGCCUGAGCAAUCUUUAUUCUGCAGAAGGACAGUGCCCACAGAUCCAUACACCAUGUCAAGGCCAAGUGAGCCAGGGGCCAGACCUUCAGGGGUGGGUGGGUCCAGGCAGGGGGUAGCGCCUCAGGUAGGGGAGGGGCAGAUGGACAGACAGGCAGGGGCCUAAAAAAAAAAAAAAA
Molecule: messenger RNA, 2316 nt
Organism: Hipposideros armiger (great roundleaf bat)
Lineage: Eukaryota; Metazoa; Chordata; Mammalia; Chiroptera; Hipposideridae
Gene: PIGU
Product: phosphatidylinositol glycan anchor biosynthesis class U
Exons: 11
Coding region: 433-1596 (387 amino acids)
Biological process (GO): attachment of GPI anchor to protein
Cellular component (GO): GPI-anchor transamidase complex; membrane
Source: RefSeq, a predicted model, not a curated record